Molecule: messenger RNA, 1462 nt
Organism: Vidua chalybeata
Lineage: Eukaryota; Metazoa; Chordata; Aves; Passeriformes; Viduidae
Gene: ANXA10
Product: annexin A10
Exons: 12
Coding region: 1-975 (324 amino acids)
Cellular component (GO): cytoplasm
Molecular function (GO): calcium-dependent phospholipid binding; calcium ion binding
Source: RefSeq, a predicted model, not a curated record
AUGUAUUGUGGAGAUUAUACACAAGGAACAAUUCUUCCCGCUCCAAAUUUUAACCCUAUAAUGGAUGCCCAGGUGCUAGGAAGAGCCCUACAGGGAAUUAGUUGUGAAAAAGAUGUGUUGAUUGAAAUCCUAACUCAGCGUUGCAACUCCCAGCGGCUCAUGAUUGCCGAGGCGUACAGAGACAUGUAUGGCAGGGAUCUGAUAACAGACCUAAAAGAGAAUCUCUCUCAUCACUUUAAAGACGUUAUGGUUGGCUUGAUGUAUCCACCUGCAUCCUAUGAUGCCCAUGAGCUUUGGCAUGCCUUGAAGGGAAUAGACACAGAAGAAAAAUGUCUAAUUGACAUAUUAGCUUCAAGAUCAAAUAUGGAGAUCUUCCAGAUGAAAGAAGCCUACCUAAUGCAAUAUAAUACUGAUCUUCAACAAGAUAUUGAUUCUGAGACUUCAGGUCACUUCAGAGAUACACUCAUGAACCUUGCUCAGGGAACAAGGAUGGAAGGAUAUGCAGAUCCUUCUACAGCUGCUCAGGAUGCAAUGAUUCUAUGGGAAGCAUGUCAGCAGAAGACAGGCGAACACAAAAACAUGCUGCAAAUGAUUCUCUGCAACAGGAGUCACCAGCAGUUGUGGAUGGUUUUCCAGGAGUUCCAAAAUAUCUCUGGGCAAGACAUAGUAGAUGCCAUUAAUGAAUGUUACGAUGGAUACUUUCAAGAAUUACUGGUUGCAAUAGUUCUCUGCAUUCGUGACAAGCCUUCCUACUUUGCUUACAGGCUUUAUAAUGCAAUUCAUGACUUUGGGUUUCACAAUAAAACAGUUAUUAGGAUUGUCAUUGCCAGGAGUGAGAUAGACUUGAUGAACAUACGCCAGCGAUACAAAGAGAGAUAUGGGAAAUCACUCUUCCAUGACAUUAAACAUUUUGCUUCAGGGCAUUAUGAGAGCGCUUUACUUGCUAUCUGUGCUGGUGAUACGGAAGAUUAUUAAGAAGAUGUACUCUGAAGGCUGUGUAAACCUAUUUUAAAUAGAAAUUGAAGCUAUAUGCAAUGCACUAACUGUAAGAGAUCCCUAUUAUACAUAACAGAACAGCAAUUACAUCAGUAAUGUACAUUUGCUAAUAUUAAAUCUUUCUUGAGACAGGAAAAAAAUGUUGGCAGGAAUAUGGUUUUAUCUCUAGUUCUAAUUAAUAUUUCUGAUUUUACGAUUAAUGUAAAUUAAUGAAGCAAGCGGUAAAAUGACUCCAGGUAGGCAUUUGUUUAUCAUUUAGUGUCACAACAUCCCAAACAUUCAUCAACAGACUCUGGAAGAAUUUAUUCACUUACACACUGGAGAGAAGAAAAUAUUUUGCUUUAUGUACUUUUAGCAAGAGGAUUUCUUCCUUUAAGGAUUUUUUCCUUCUCUUUCCUACUUCUUAUACCUCAUAUUUUAUGCUCUUGAACAUUAUUGUUUUAGUAAUAACCAGACUAAGCAUCUA